This is a messenger RNA of Aspergillus alliaceus, 1845 nucleotides long. Its product is annotated as integral membrane protein TmpA. NCBI's taxonomy places the organism in Eukaryota, Fungi, Ascomycota, Eurotiomycetes, Eurotiales, Aspergillaceae. The transcript has a single exon. Gene Ontology annotation, biological process: conidium formation; sexual sporulation resulting in formation of a cellular spore; regulation of conidium formation. The record is from RefSeq and is a predicted model, not a curated record. Bases 362 to 1831 code for a protein of 489 amino acids.
GGAUGAUAGGAGCGGGGUGGGACGAACAGUAUCAAGUCCCUAGUAGGUUAGUGUCUAUCAAGUGUCUAAUGUAUGUUCACGGUUUAGGAAGGAGAGAGGAAGAGAGGAAGAGUGAAGGCGUAAGGAGUUGGCAGAGAGACAUCAUAUGCUAACUCAAAAGCCCGCGUAUGCCCUGCAUUGUUGAACUUCACAACUAUUCGCCAAUUAACACAUACAUUAAGCGAAUGUACUACUGUUGUACCUUACUAGAACUUCAUUUCCCUAGACCCUUGAUUCGUCUGCUGUACCUCGCAUUACCUCAUAACUCUCAUUCACUCAUUCCUCCCUUCAUUCCCGGCCUACUACUUGAACCCACCCAACCAUGUCGCUCUCCGAGAAGAGCGUCAUCUCAAUCCCGCGUGCUGUCAAAUGUGCGUCAGGGUCGACGAGAACCAGUAACUCUACACUGGUUGGUGUCGAGACGACCAUGCCCAAAUUGAUUUCAGAAAAGGCGGGCCAGACCCAGGCACAGUACCAUGACAGCUUUGACCUAGAGGCCCAGGUCAGCAAAAGGAAGCUGUUCUCUUCGACUCGUUUUCUUCUUCUCGACAUCUACCGUCGUCUGUUCACCUUAGUCUCUUGCGCCAAUGUUGCUGUCUUCAUUGCGGUUAUGACAGCAGAUCGUAAAUUACAGGCGUUGGUGAACGCGACGGCUGCCAAUCUUCUCGCAUGUGGUCUGGCACGCCAACCUCUGGUGGUAAACGCCGUCUUCGUCAUGGUGUGCUCUAUUCCCAGGUCUGCGCCCUUGAGGCUUCGCCGUAUUGCCGCAAAAGUGUAUCACUAUGGAGGUGUUCACAGCGGAUGCGGAGUAGCUUCAUUUAUUUGGUAUACAGGCUUUGUGGGCUUGAUGUCAAAGAAUUACAGGUCUCCAUCGCCUACAAUCUCAGUAGUCCCAGUUGCCUUGGCCUACAUUGUUUUAGUCUUACUACUCGCAAUUAUUGUUGUUGCCUAUCCUGGGUUUCGGUUCAAGAAGCAUGACUACUUUGAGCUCACACAUCGUUUCUUUGGAUGGCUGGUGGUGGCUCUCUUUGUAGCUCUCCUUUUGGUUUUCGCCGAUGAAGCUAGCUAUGCCGCCGACCAAUCAUUAGGUCGCUUUCUUAUUGAACUUCCUGCAUUCUGGUUCUUGAUGGUCACUGUCGUUGCCAUCGUCCACCCAUGGCUAUUCUUACGGAAGGUCCCAGUUGAACCCGAGCACCUCUCACAUCAUGCAGUGAGACUUCACUUCAGCCACACAACCACCACGUUUGGCAAAGGUAUCCAGUUGGCAAGUCAUCCCCUUCAGGACUGGCAUGGUUUUGCAACCUUCCCAGACCCUAAUGGGAAAACGUUUUCAAGCCUAGUUUCGAAAGCCGGGGACUGGACCGCAGCUUGUAUUAAGAACCAACCAACCUACCUCUGGAAGCGAGGUAUCCUCAUCUACGGUUUCGCCUAUGCAAUGAAGGUUUUCAAGAGGGUAAUUGUGGUCACGACCGGAUCUGGGAUCGGGCCGUGCCUUUCAUUCCUGGGUGAUGACAACCGCCCCAGUCUUCGAGUUGUAUGGCAAACUCGCGCUCCCUUGAGGACAUAUGGCAAAAGAGUCCUCGACUUGGUCUCUAAAAUGGAUGGAAAUCCAUACAUCAUCGACACCAAUUCGUCCGGUCGUGUCGAUAUGGUGCCGAUCAUCCGACAGCUUUACACUGAAUUCAACGCCGAAGCUGUAUGCGUGAUCAGCAACCCAGUCGUGACAAAGAGCGUUGUAUAUGAGCUCGAGUCAAGAGGUAUCCCUGCAUUUGGCCCUAUAUUUGAUUCGUGAUUUGGUUUGAUUAA